Molecule: messenger RNA, 3162 nt
Organism: Scylla paramamosain (green mud crab)
Lineage: Eukaryota; Metazoa; Arthropoda; Malacostraca; Decapoda; Portunidae
Product: dynein axonemal intermediate chain 4-like
Exons: 15
Coding region: 305-2215 (636 amino acids)
Biological process (GO): cilium movement
Cellular component (GO): axonemal dynein complex
Molecular function (GO): dynein light chain binding; dynein heavy chain binding
Source: RefSeq, a predicted model, not a curated record
AAGAAGAAGAAAAGUAACAACAACAACAAAAACAACAAGAACAAGAACAAGAACAAGAAAAAAAGAAGAAACAAACAAAACAAAAAAAAAGAAAAGAAUAAAUAAAAAAAAAUUUAAACCAACAAGUGUACCAUAAACAAACGUACAACACAACAACAACAACAACAACAACAACAACAACAACAACAACAGCACCACCUCCACCACAACGAACCACCACAACAACAACAAAAGCAAAAUAAACAAAAACAAAACCCAAUAGGCGUGUACAGGUGCAGAACAGGAGCGGCACAGGAGCACCACCAUGACCCAGGUACUCAGAGUGAAGCUACAAGAGACAGGUACCCUUAUUCUGUACCACCAGGAGAACACAUCAGUCUGUACCGCGGACCCCGAGGCUGCUACUUACGUCAGAGAGUGGCAGGUGUAUCUUCAGAAGCAGGAACCAGGUCAGGUGAGGACACGAGAGGUCACAUGUCAGACGGUGCCCAAAUAUUACGUGGAUAAGGCGAACCAGAAGAGCGCCGUGAAGAGAAAGGACACGGGCAGCUGGGCGACUCAAUGGGAUAUGUUUGACGAGUAUGAGAAGCUGAAAAUGAAAGCGCGCCGUCCCUCCAGACAAAGUGACCUAUCCCAGCGCAGGCGUUCCCAGAUGAUCUCCCAGGUGUACACGGGUGACCUAACACCUUCUACUGCACGGACAGAGACGAACGACGAAGGAGGAGGAGAAGGGAGAGAGACAGGAGGUGGAGGGAGGGGGACACGUGGAGGUGGUGGAGGAGGAGUGCGGGGAGUGGAGGUGACGGGGCUGCUGCAGGCGCUGUGGUGGGUGGAGAGGCAACUGUCAUCCUCAGGCAACAUUAAACUUCUACAUGACUUCAUCAGCGGACACCAUCAAGUGAAGGAGCGUCGCAAGCUCAGUUUAUCGUGCAACAGAGCCAGUGCCAGGCUGCUGUGGCGGUACGCUGCUCAGGGCACUAGCGGCAGGAGAGUCAACGCCCUCACCUUCUGCAAGACGUCCCCGUGGCUGGUCCUGGCUACCCACGGCCCCCUCACCUUCACCACGCAGGCGGAGGGGCUGCUGGUGGGCUGGAAUGUCAAGAAAAUUAAACAACCCGAGCUGUGGAUCACCACGCCGCUGCCCGUCACAGUGGUCUGCUCGUGCCCGUCAGCGCCUCAGCUGUGUUGCGUGGCACUGCUGGACGGGACGCUGUUAGUCUAUCAGCUGGACACUCCUCAGCCUAAGCUUGUUCUAGACACCAGUGGCAGCGUGGACAAGCACGGGAUGCCAGUGUGGGCCGUGGAGUGGCGGGACUCUCAAGUGGUGAGCACCACAGCCACUAAGAAGACGCUCUCUCCUGCUGGGGAAGGUCCUCCCUCCUUCAGGAGACUCGUGAUUGAUCUGAAGACUCCGAACAUGCCCGGGUCUGAGAUCGCCUAUGUUCUCGUGUCUUCCUCCGAGGAUGGGACAGUGAAGGAGUGGAUCUUUAUCAAGGGAAAUCUGCUCUGCUGCACCACACUGCUCAAUGUUCACCUUCCCAUCUGGCUCUCCGUCAAGAUCUCCGGGGGCCUUUCUGGUCUCCUGGCGCGGCGCAGUGGGGAGGGCCUGGGGGGGCUUCCCAUUCCUCAGAGAGUCCCCGCUACCUCGCUACACUUUCGCCCAGGGGAUAAAACGACGUAUUUGGUGGGAACAGCGUCUGGGGAGGUGUUGCUGUGCCGUACCUUCGAGCGGGAGCGGGUGGGCGGGGUGUACGAGGGCCACUCAGCGCAGGUGACGCGGGUGGAGUGGCGUUAUGCAGGGGAAGACGCCAACUCGAUUUUCCUCUCUGCUGCUUUAGACGAUUCCAUCCGCGUGUGGUACAUUGACAAGGUGGCGCCCAUCGCUGUCCUCAGGCUGGUGGAGGAGGUGUCCGGCGGGUAUCUGGACGCGUGCUGGUGUCCCUGGUACGGCAACCUGAUCGCUGGCGUGCACGGGGAGGGCGUGCACCUGUGGGACAUCUCGCUCUCCACACACACCCCAAUCCUGUCCAAGCACGUCCCGGGAGCCACGUGUGUCGCCUUCAGUCCUCACACCAGGAACGUGAUGGUGGGGGACAGGGAGGGGCAGGUAAGCGUGUUUCACCUGGAGGGGCUGGAGCUCUCUGCUAACGUGUUUCUUCGCUACUCCACCAAGAUCUCCAAGCUGGCUAAGAUUGGUGUCAUCCCCGUGAACUGAGCCGAGACACAUCCACGACCCGCGAGUGCUUGGAAGGAGAAAAUUGUGGAAGGAAAGAAGCUCCCAGACAAAGCGGCAGCACACGCCACGCAGACAACGCACGCGUCUCUCUGCUUCCCUGGGACUCAACAUACUAAAGUGAUAUAUAUUGAUUACGUCUUUGAUUAACCUCUGUGUUUCUUGAUCUAUCGUUGGUUAUGCGAAACUAUUUAAUACAGUCUCUCUCUCUCUCUCUAGACCCAUACGCCCUUCAUUUUUAUUUUAUUUUAUUUAUUUUUUUAUUUGUCUUUUAUUUCCAGACAUACACCGGUGCUUCUGAUUCAUUCUUUAUUUAUUUUCUUAUUAUUUGAUUUAUUUCAUACAUAUUUUUCUCAUGUUUAAUACGCAUACGCCCUUCAUUUUGAUUUGAUUUGAUUUUUUUUUAUUUGUCUUUUAUUUCCAGACAUACACCGGUGCUUCUGAUUCAUUCUUUAUUUAUUUUCUUAUUAUUUAAUUUCAUUUAUAUAUAUUUUUCUCUCAUGUUCAGAUACACAUACACCCUCCAGUUUUUCGUCUCAUUCCCCGACUUUAUCACACCCAAUGGCUACAAAAUAAAAAGCCUAGAUUAACCCAACUUAUCCCCCAAUAGAAAACACUAAUGUCUGCAAUAUCAUCCUCUUCUCUUGUAAUUAUUUAUACAUUACAUAGCUCAAGUCCAGUAACACGUGACAGGUAAUAGAAACUGAGGUAAAGACUGCAACACACACACGUUAAGAUCUUCAGGAGUAUUGGUGCUGGAGGAUGAAGGGGCAGAGGAGGGGCUCGCACACACCACACCACGGGGCAGGGCACGGCAGGGGCUGAAGGCGAGAAGAGAAAAGCAAGGCAUGCAUCUUAACAUUACCCGUGUUUGCCGUGACGAAUUCUCAAGCUUGAAAUGUGCAGGUUUGGACAUAAAUUGUGAAAGA